Messenger RNA from Fundulus heteroclitus (mummichog), 4549 nucleotides. RefSeq names its product G-protein coupled receptor 20. Gene Ontology annotation, cellular component: membrane. Gene Ontology annotation, molecular function: G protein-coupled receptor activity. Gene Ontology annotation, biological process: positive regulation of Rho protein signal transduction; phospholipase C-activating G protein-coupled receptor signaling pathway. The record is from RefSeq and is a predicted model, not a curated record. NCBI's taxonomy places the organism in Eukaryota, Metazoa, Chordata, Actinopteri, Cyprinodontiformes, Fundulidae.
AACAAGUUGAACAUUAUUUCUUGUUUGUGUCUCUGUGUUAAUUGUGAUUUCUGAGCGAAUGUUCCAUGAAUAUUUCAUUAGCAGCAUUACACAGUAAAGAUUUGUGAUUACAUUUGGCGACAGUCCCUUGGCAUCACCACACGCUUUUUCCACCCGUUGGCAUGCUUUUCGUAACAUUCUACGUUAAUAUUUGACCAUUCUGAAUAAUCUGAACCAUCUUGUGAAGUCUUCAUACCACUGUAACAUUGAAAGCAUCCUCCCUCAUGGCAUCCUUGUGUUGUACUGAAGCAGCUCUGCUGGGGACAAGACGUGUCUAAAGAGUCAGAAAAAUUGUCCAGAGCAUCAAUCAAUCAACAGUUACCGUGGAAACGGUCCUCCACUCCGGUUGCCAGAAAAAAAGAAAAAAAAAGAACAGUCUUAAAGUUUUAAUCCAUUCUGGCCACCACCUGUUUGAACUGCUGCUUUCAGGGAAAUGGUUUGUCAACACUUUCUAUCCCGAAGUUGCUACCGUCUUGAACUUAUUGACCUAAAACGUUCCUAACCAGUCAAAUUUAUUCUUCCUUCAUUUCUGACCAAUCUUCUGAUUGGUGCAACUUUUAGGAUUAGGCAAUUUCUGGUUUCAUGAAUCCUUUAUUCAUCUUUUUUUGUGAUCUCACUCCUGUAUUCAAUAUUCAAAGUGGGUAAUUAUUUGUCAUUAAUUCAGAAUUUGUUUCACUGGUCUGCUGUCAAAGGCCUAAGUCAUGUAGAGCUGCAGACCUUUUCUUUGCUUGUCGUUCAUCUCUGCAAGCUAUUUCUGCAGCGGUGUUGCCAUUUGCUUUCCGUUCUCUGUGUCUCAGGACCUUUUUCCUAUGUUACUCAAUUUAGCUGGAAAGUCAGAUUGUUUUUAAGGCUACCGUGCUCCUGUGGGAACACUCAGUCCUUUAGAAAUGAGUUCAUACCCUUUCCUGAUUUGUGCCUUCCCACAGUGUUAUUGUGACGGACAGAGAAUUACUAAGACCUUUUUAUAGGGUAUUUUGCAGCAGGUCUGUGCCUCUCUAUAGAAUGUCCAGUCAGUUAAGUUUCCCAAGUUCUACAAACAUCAAAUUUUAGAGCAGCAAAAAAUUAUCUGAAAAGGGUUUUGGUUUAAGCUCCUUAAGAAAAUCAUAUUGCUAUACCAAAAUAUAAUUACAGAAUAAAAAUGUUCAUGCUUAUACCACAGCGUACAGUGCUUUGCAUGAAUACUCAUACUGCUUAAAUAUUUUUACGUUUCUUGACAUUACAACCACAAAGUUAAAUGUUUAAAUUGGUUGUUUGUGGUAGAUGAGCAAGAGGUAUUGCAUAAUUGUGUGUCGUACACUGCAGGGACACUAUUUGUUGGACCACCAUUACGCAGUUACAACAGCAAGUCUUUGAGGUAUGCCUCCACCAGCUUUUCACAUUUAGAGACAGAAACUGUUUUCUUGCUAUUUUCUAGCUCAAGCUAAGUCAUAUUGGAUGGAGAACAUUUGUGAACAUCAAUGUUCAAGUCUUACUUCAGAUUUUAAAUUGGAUUUAGAUCUGGACUUUAACUGAGCCCAGCAUGAAUAUUGUUGGAUCUAAAACCCUCUGUUGGGACUCUGGUCCAGCAGAGCCACAACUUUAAGGUCAUGUUCCUGCAAGACAGUUAACUUUUACUCGAAUCUCAAGUCUUUUGGAGGAUCUAGCUGAUUUUCUUUUAGGAUUACCCUUUUUCAGCCCCAUAUAAUUCCCCAUUUACUUUGACCACUCUCUCUACACCCACUUAUGAGAGAUGCAUGAUGACAGCUGGAUGCCAACACACCACAAUGUUUUUGGUGACGAUGGGAUUUUCAGGGUAACUUAGUGUUAAAACGAUCAUCUUGAUCUAAUUGGACCAGAGCAACUUCUUCCUCGUGUUUACUGCACUUUCAUUUUCAAAACCAAUUUUUCCAGCAUGUGUUAGCCGUGUUAAUGAUAAUGAGCUAACUCCACUAUAUAUGCUGACUAAUAUCAAGUGGUGUUACUGUAAGAGUCCCAUUAAUUUCCUUCCUCGGUGCUAAUGUUCUGUGGCUGGGAUAGUUUUAGUUCUGAUAAUGAAUAACAUUAUUCAUGCCUCACCCUCAGCUGAGCAUGUUAUUCUCAUUAGCCUGAGUAAACCAUAUUUUUUAUCAGCUGGAUGAUAUUCUGCUUUUUGUUGCAUAAAAAGCAUAAAUAACUAAUCACACUGAGCGUCUUGAACUGUGCUCUCUCUGGUUCACACAAGCAAUUAAACCGCAUUUGUCAUGCAGGGACACGGACGUGAUGGGCUGGCCCCCUGCCAGUGUUUGGUUGACAUUCAUGGAAAUAAUUAGAAGUAGCACAACAUUUUGUCUUAACUAUGAACAGAUUUUCUUUCUAAAAUGUCUUUCUAUUUCUAUGUUUGACUGUUUCAUCCUGAUAGUUAAAUCAUUAACCUCUGAGACAUCAAAAAGCCCAGAGAAAGACUACAUUUUAUCAACAGUGACUUUAUCACCAAGCUGUGAAACUGCUGAAUGUAACACAAUAUGGAAAUAUGUAGUCUCUUUUGUCUUGUUAUCAUCAUUGCUGGAUGUUCUAUUCUGAACUUUGCAAGUGUUGUAUUCUGACUUCAUAAAAUAGUAUAUGUGACACAAUAGCAGUCACAGGUUGAGCAGCUGUAUUUAUAUUGAUGGUAAAAUUGUUCUGAAAGUGCACACCACUGAUUUAUUGCAAACUAAUAUCUUAUCUAAUCAAAUUACAUGGCACAAACCAUGAAGCUGUAAAUAUCCUGUCAACACACAAACAAAUUCUAUUCAAUUGCCUUUGGUUUAUUUCAGUUGUAAGAACAAUUUACCAUCUCUCCUAAUGGAAAAUAAACACACACCGUCCAGCUUGAGCUCCAGGCUGAGUUAUGCCAGCUGUACAGCAACUCUUACAGAACAGAAUUUCCACUUUAUAUCUGAGUUACCAGCGUCUCUGCCAUCAUCUUAACCCCGCCUUGAUGCUGUUGAUGUGGAUCGUCACGUCCAACAAGAUGAACAUCAACAAUACUGAAUCCUGGUUUUCUAUGAACACGUCAUUUUCCACUCUGUCUAUAACAGCCAGUCCAGCUAACAGGAGUGGCAUGGGGCGAUAUCUUGAGAGACUGGCACAUUUAGAUGAGGGACUCUACAACGACUUCUACGGCCUCUGGAUCGCUCUGAUGGUCAUAAACUCCGUCAUUUUCCUGGUGGGCAUGGUGCUCAACACAGUUGCACUAUAUGUUUUUUGUUACCGCACAAAGCAAAAGACCACCUCGGUGAUCUACACCAUUAACCUUGCAGUGACAGACCUCUUGGUGAAUUUGUCUCUGCUGACUCGUAUAUCGCUCUACUACAGCGGAGGAGCUUGUCUCACCUGCUCCUAUCUGCACAUCUUCAGUUACUUUGUGAACAUGUACUGCAGCAUCUUAUUUCUAACCUGCAUAUGUGUCGACCGUUACCUUGCCAUUGUUCAGGUUGAAGCUUCCCGUCGUUGGAGGAACUCCAGCGUUGCCAAGCUGGUGUGUGUUACUGUAUGGCUGUUUGCCAUCGUGGUCACAUACUCCUUUCUCUCCACUGCUUUCCAGCAUACGGGCUGCUGCAUCUCAAAGCUCCUCUUUCUCACAAUCACGGAGUUCUUUUUGCCCCUUAUUGUCAUUAUGGUCUUCACUCUGCGCAUCAUGUGGGCCCUAACGGACCGCCGCCUCAUGCAGCAGAGCAGAAAGAGAAGGAGAAGGGCCGUCCAGCUGUUGACAACUGUGCUGAUCAUCUUUACCAUCUGCUUCACUCCUUUCCACGUCAGACAGGUAUUGUUGUACUUCUACCCUGACAUGCCCCAUCAAGUGAUUGUGUACCACUUAACCGUCACUCUAAGCAGCCUGAACAGCUGUAUGGAUCCUGUUGUCUACUGCUUUGUUACAAAUAAUUUCAAGGCCACUAUGAAACAUCUUUUCCGUCGUGCUGAGCCAGAGCAGACCAGUGGUGACAUUGUCAGUAUGCAGCACAGCUCCAAGGCCUCGGGAGGAACAAUUAACCCCAUGACCAGUAACAGGAUCAUGAUGAUCAUGAUGACCAGGAUUCCCAGCGUACCACAGAGGGACAUUUUGGAGAACAAUCACACACCAUGAAACUGUUCUAGCAAGAAAAGGUUGGCUUCAUAUUUGACAGACAUGCCUGGUUUCUAAAACUUCAGACCAGUGAAAACACCUUCGGUGCAUUUUGACCCUGAAUCUUCAGCUCCGGAGUGACAGUAAAAACGAGUAUCCUCAAUAUGAGCUCAACAACAAAAAUAUAAACCUAGUUUUCUGUAACCAACUACAUGGUCAAUGACAAUGGACACAAUUUGUUUGUGACUAAACUUUAUCAUCGUCCAGAGGAAUCCCCGUCAACCUGUCCCUUUUUUGGGGGGAUGUUUCUUCUAAGAAAGACUUCUCAAGGAUCUUUGUAUUACAGGAUACAUCAUAUAGUUUCAUUAAAGUUUCUUCAGACAUACUAAAAUGUAUCCACAUCAUUGCCAUUCAAAAAUAAAAAAAGUAUUUGAUUUGUAUUUCUUUUAC